ACUAUUAUCAUCACUCUCAGCCUUCUGCUGCACCUUCUAACAUUGUUCCCACUAACUUCUAUGUGUCACCUUCGCACCUAAACACCUCUGGAAUGUGCUUUGGUGUUGGGGAGAACAGUGCUUUUCACUCUCCUUUGGCCAUGAUGCCACUUAAGUCUGAUGGGUCACUUUGCAUAAUGGAAGCUCUUAGCAGGUCACAAACCCAAGUUAUGGUGCCAACUUCUUCUCCAAAACUUGAGGACUUUCUUGGUGGUGCAACUAUGGGAGCUCAAGAUUAUGGAGGCCAUGAAAGAGAGGCAAUGGCUCUAAGUCUCGAUAGCAUCUACUACAACAGUCAAAAUAUAGAACCUCAAGCCAACAGAGACCAUUCUUCAUCCUUGGACCUUCUUUCUGAUCCCUUCAGGCAUCAACAAUCCCAUCCAUAUUACUCAGGACUUGCGUGCCAUGGCAUAUAUCAGGCACCAUUAGAGGAAGAAACCAAGCAAUCCCAUGUCACGGUUUGCAGCUCCCAAAUGCCUCAAGUGGUGGAAGAAGGCAUUGCUUGCUUCAAAAACUGGGUGCCCCCAAGAGAGUAUUCUUCUUCUCUUGAGCAGCAUCAAGUGAAUAGUAGUACUCUGGGGGAUAAUGAUCAUGGUGCUUCUGGGUCAGUUGGUGUUGGCACAGUAGGUUGUGGGGACUUGCAGCCUUUAAGCUUAUCUAUGAGCCCUGGUUCUCAGUCAAGUUGUGUCACUGUUCCAACUCAGAUCUCACCAUCUGGAACUGACUCUGUGACUGUGGAUGCCAAAAAGAGAGGACCUGCUAAGCUUGGUCAGAAGCAACCUGUGCAUAGGAAAUCCAUUGACACAUUUGGGCAAAGAACUUCUCAGUAUAGAGGUGUGACAAGGCAUAGAUGGACUGGUAGAUAUGAGGCGCAUUUGUGGGAUAACAGUUGCAAGAAGGAAGGGCAAACCAGGAAAGGAAGACAAGUUUAUUUGGGUGGUUAUGAUAUGGAAGAGAAAGCUGCAAGAGCCUAUGAUCUUGCGGCUCUGAAGUAUUGGGGACCCUCAACGCACAUAAACUUCCCGCUUGAGAACUACCAAGCUGAACUUGAAGAAAUGAAGAACAUGAGCAGGCAGGAAUACGUGGCACACUUAAGAAGAAAGAGUAGUGGGUUUUCAAGGGGUGCCUCAAUGUAUAGAGGGGUGACAAGGCACCACCAACAUGGCAGAUGGCAAGCAAGGAUAGGCAGAGUUGCAGGAAAUAAAGACCUUUAUCUAGGGACAUUCAGCACUCAAGAGGAAGCAGCUGAAGCAUAUGAUGUAGCAGCAAUCAAGUUUCGUGGGGUAAAUGCAGUGACCAACUUCGACAUAUCUAGAUACGAUGUUGAAAGAAUCAUGGCCAGCAAUACCUUGCUAGCUGGAGAAUUGGCAAGAAGAAACAAGGAAAGUGAACCAAGAACCGAGGCCAUAGAGUACAAUGUUGUUUCAAGCCAACAAAUUAUAAGCAGGGAAGAAGUUGAAAAUGUGAACAACAAUGAAAACGGGUCAUCUGAUUGGAAGAUGGGUUUGUAUCAGUCUCCACAACAAGAGUCAAAGAGCUGUGACCAAAAAUCCAUGAAGUGUGGAAAUUAUAGAGGUUCUGCUUUCUCUGUGGCCCUACAAGAUCUCAUUGGGAUUGACUCAGUAGGAUCUAGCCAAGGCAUGCUAGAUGAGUCUACUAAGAGAGGGACUCAUUUUUCAAACCCUUCCUCUCUGGUGACUAGUUUAAGCAGCUCAAGGGAAGGUAGCCCUGAUAAAACGGGUCCCACAUUGCUACUUCCAAAGCCUCCAAUGGGAUCAAAGAUUGUUAACAGUAGUAGCUCCAUUGCAAAUGGGGUUAGUACUGUUAACUCUUGGUUUCCCUCUCAACUGAGGCCAGCUACUACUAUCUCAAUGUCUCACUUGCCAGUUUUUGCGGCUUGGAGUGAUGCAUAGGGUUUGAAUAUCUGUGUAAUGUAGCCUCUAAUAUUUUGUCAUGUGUUUAACAUUUGCAUGUGGAGGGGCAGAAGAGAAAUAGUUGGUGAGGGAGAAAAAUGAAAAGAUGGGGUUUUAAAGGUUCAGAAUAUAUGUAAUUUUAAAAAGACAUCAGUGCAGGAAUUUUGGGUAUUAAUUAAGGGCAUGUGG
Molecule: messenger RNA, 2141 nt
Organism: Abrus precatorius (Indian licorice)
Lineage: Eukaryota; Viridiplantae; Streptophyta; Magnoliopsida; Fabales; Fabaceae
Product: AP2-like ethylene-responsive transcription factor CRL5
Exons: 9
Coding region: 93-1952 (619 amino acids)
Biological process (GO): regulation of DNA-templated transcription
Molecular function (GO): DNA binding; DNA-binding transcription factor activity
Source: RefSeq, a predicted model, not a curated record